Molecule: messenger RNA, 848 nt
Organism: Raphanus sativus (radish)
Lineage: Eukaryota; Viridiplantae; Streptophyta; Magnoliopsida; Brassicales; Brassicaceae
Product: chloroplastic import inner membrane translocase subunit TIM22-2
Exons: 5
Coding region: 46-675 (209 amino acids)
Biological process (GO): protein insertion into mitochondrial inner membrane; protein targeting to chloroplast
Cellular component (GO): chloroplast envelope; TIM22 mitochondrial import inner membrane insertion complex
Molecular function (GO): transmembrane protein transporter activity
Source: RefSeq, a predicted model, not a curated record
UAGGUACAGACCGUGACAGUAUCUUCAGACUUCAACUUCUUAGCUAUGUCGGCCGAUGAUUCUUCAAAUGUUACAGAUAUCGACGGGAAGCUAGAGUUCAAUUCAAACCUUAACUCUGACGGUGACGAUGCAGCCAAUAAUGAUUCCUCAAAGGCAUUGACUAUUCCUGCUCCCGCCGUUUGUCUUGUUCGGUUUGCUGGAGAUGCAGCUGGUGGUGCCGUCAUGGGCUCUAUCUUUGGAUAUGGUUCAGGAUUGUUCAAGAAGAAAGGCUUUAAAGGAUCAUUUGCAGAUGCAGGGCAGUCUGCAAAGACUUUUGCUGUUUUGUCCGGAGUACACAGUUUGGUUGUUUGCCUUCUGAAACAACUCAGAGGGAAAGAUGAUGCCAUUAAUGUUGGAGUUGCUGGGUGCUGCACCGGUCUUGCUCUUAGUUUCCCUGGUGCUCCACAAGCUCUUCUACAGAGUUGCCUCACUUUCGGGGCUUUCUCUUUUAUCCUUGAGGGACUAAACAAAAGACAAACAGCUUUGGCUCACUCUGUCUCCUUGAGACACCAAACCGGAGACAUCAGAGAUCAUCAACGUCCUUUACCACUCUCCCUGGCUCUGCCGAUCCAUGAAGAAAUCAGAGGAGCCUUCUCUUCUUUCUGCAAGUCCUUAGCUAAACCCAAGAAGAUCUAGUUUCCCCAUGAUUCUCCUUUUCUAGCACCUUAGGUUCUCUCUGUAGAUUGUUUGUUAAUCAUUCCCUGCUUUUGUUCAACUUUGUGAGAGAACGUUUUAUGAAUUGAAAAGGUUAAUUGAUGUACUCUGUGUAUCGUUUGCUCCAUAAAUACGAUCUUUUUGUUUUGUUCCAA